Messenger RNA from Hevea brasiliensis (rubber tree), 569 nucleotides. RefSeq lists its product as uncharacterized. Lineage: Eukaryota; Viridiplantae; Streptophyta; Magnoliopsida; Malpighiales; Euphorbiaceae. The transcript is spliced from 2 exons. The record is from RefSeq and is a predicted model, not a curated record. Bases 237 to 386 code for a protein of 49 amino acids.
AGCUAGGCCCAAUCCGAUUUGGAUCCGUAUUAUCAGUAUCACAAGCCCCAAUGGGCAAGGGCCACAAACGCACAGCUGCCAACGAUUUCCAUCACUAUCUGCCCAAAACCCUUUGCAAAUCCCCAAAACAUGUGUUUCAGCCCUCUCUCGCUUCCGGGUUUUAUUCAUCGACCUAAAAUUCCAAAGACCCACUGCAAAUUUCUCGCUUCUUGUUCCCCGGGUAGAAGAAGAAGAAGAUGGAAUUGUUUAUGGGGUUAAGUGUGCAGUGCUUAGUGGAUUUGAUGGUGGCAUGGGUUUCUUUAAUGAUCGGUUUUGGUUUUUUCGCUCUUAUUGCUUCUAUUCUCUGCUCUGCUGCUUUCAUUAACAAUACCAAGGACGUAUCCUGAAUCUCAUAACCCAAGAUUUUACAACCAAUUGAUGAAAAGCGACUUUGUGCAUAUUUUUCAGAUGCUCAGGCUUCUUGUCCUUCAAUAAAAGCUGUUACUGUGGAAUCCACUGCAGUUGUUGUUCUCCCUCGCAUGUAAUGUUGUCCUUGUUCCUGUUUUCAGCAAUAAAAGUACAAUUUUUUU